AGCGAUUUGCAAUCAGUCGCUAGAUGCUCUUGUGGUUCACUCUUUUGAUCCAGUGGUUGUUCAUCUCUAUUUAUCGCUCAUCUUGACAGUUUUCACUCUUCGCUUCUUUCGCAUUCUUUCUUUGCUGGAGAAGUCGGAAUGUAUGUUCUACAACUAUUGCCAAAUUUCUCGAAAUAAGAUCUUUAUUGCCGUUGAGAUUUGUUCAUCAUCCACUUCUGGGAUUUUAUCCUGUUGGAAUUCGUUGGAUUAAAUACACCCCAAAGCAGUCAGGACAUCGAUGGCGGCUAAUGUGGAGGGAGAUGCCCCUGUGACGAACGAGAAGAACGAGAACAGCAAUUCGCCUAGCUUAGAAGGUCCCUCUUUCGAAGAUCAGUUCAAGCUGUUCGCGAAGUUUGGCGACAGCAAGAGCACUGGUGAAGCCAUCACACUCUCAAACAGCGACAAAUGGAUGAAACAAGCUAAGGUCAUAGACAAGAAGCUCACUACUACCGACACUGGUAUCUACUACAAGAUGGUCGCUAAGACGAAGAGAUCUCUAUCAAUAAAAGAAUACGAACAGUUCUUAGAAACUUUAGCUAAAAACAAGAAAACUGAUGUUUCAGAAAUGAAGCAGAAAAUGGCGUCAUGUGGUCCACCAGCAACUUCAAAAACAACGCCCACCGCUGCUGGAGGAGCUGUUAGUCGAUUAACAGAUCAUACGAAAUACACUGGCACUCACAAACUGCGAUUUGAUGAUUCUGGAAAAGGACGUGGCAAAGAAGGACGAGUGGACAAGCCGAAUGCUGCUGGUUAUGUCCAAGGCUAUAAGGAUCAGGGAACAUAUGAAGAAACUCACUGAGUUGUUUGUUGGAUUGUAAAUAGACAUUCAGAAAGUACAUGAUACUUGCUUAGGGACCUUAAUUUUGCUUGCUAUUGUUACUCAAAAAGAUAGUGAAAAUAAAAUGAAUUACUUCAGAUAAAAAAAUUACUACAGAAAUAAUUGAGGAAUUUCACUUCUAGGCUAUUGUAAAUAAUGCGUACAAAUAGUACUCCAAAUCAUUAAUUUAGAUUUUUAUCUAACUAAUUGCGAAUCAAAGUUUAAAUAAAAAACUAUUCGGUUGCUAGCCUGUUAAGAAAUUUAUGGUUAUUUUCUUAAUAGAACAUAUCAGGUGGACCUAAAUCUAAGAUUAAUCAUUACAAAUGUAUGCAUGUUUAAAGAUUUAAAAUGAUUUACUAUAAACUAAGAUGGAUUUAGGAAGCCAUGAAGGUGAACACAAGUAACAGAUGAUCUGCUUCUUUAGCAAACAGAUUUGAGAUGAAUGCUGCUCUUUGCGUUUGGAAAAUACCAUUGCAUUUGGAAAUGCAGUUUGGACAUAAAUGAGUCCCACAGGGCGUACUUUUAACUUUGGAUAAACUACUUUCAUGUACACAUCGUAAAAUAAAUAUCUGUGGACUUAUGCCAAGGAAUUAUUAUACAUAUACGUUUGGCUUUGAUUUAGAGAUAAAUUCAUUAUAUAUAAUAUAAUGAACCAACUGUAUGAUAACAUCAAGUAUAUGUUUAUUUUGAAAUUUUUUUAAGUACAUUUUUUCUUAUUCAUAGUCAGCCUUAAACAGAAUGUUCUCAUCUAAUUUAUUCUCAUAUACAAUUAGUGAUUUUAGAGUGGCGGAAAACUUUUAUGUAAAAUCAGAAGAUAGUUUUACACUAAGAUAAUUUAUAUUAUAUACAUAUCCUAGUUUAUAAGAUUUUUCAUUUAAAAUUCCUUCAUCAUUGAGUUCCGUUCUUGUCCAAAAUAGUCAGAUGUCAAUUAACCGCGAUAGAAUUUCGUAAAAUUUUUUCAAACUUAUUGCGUGUACCUUCAGCGUACUUGUUAAUGACAUUUUAAUGCAGCAAGCAAUAUAGCAACAUGGGGUACAAAUUUCAAAAUAUUUGUUUAUAUUAUUUGAGUAAUUUUAAUAAUUUUGAAAGAGAAUAUGUAUUUGACGUCAAAUGUCACCCUGACCUGAAUUUCUUGUACUAUCUGCAUGAUUAAGGUCCCUAUGAUCUUUUCUGUUCAUGACAUCUAAUCGCACAAAUAUUCCAGGAAUCAGCUUAUUGAGUGUAAAAUUAGCUCUCAUAAAUUUUUCAACCCAGCGUUCAUGAGUAUUUAAUAUUUUCAAAAGUAAAUAUGUUUCAAUGCACCUAAUUGAUUAGAUAGUUUUUAAAAGCAUUUAUUGUAUUGUGUGCAAGUCUAUUUUUUAAAUUCAAUGUAUAGUCAUUGUAAAAUAUGUGGCAUUUUUGGCUACCAUUUGGGUCUGAGGCUUUACAUGUGCUAAAUGUCGUUACGGCUCUCGUAAUGCAGUAAAUAAAUGUACAGGAUUGUGUUUUUUUAGCGUUAUAUCAUUAGAAAAUAUAGGCAAUACAUCUUUAGAAAUAACUUGGUGAAUAUUUAUUUUAAACAGAUAUUCAGAAUGUAACAUUAUAUGGGGUUAUAAAUGAUAUUUUAAAAAGAUCUGCCCGUUGGAAACAUGCUCAUGUAUAUACAAUGUGAUUCAAAAGUAACACAAAAAAGUAAAAAUUUAAUAAUUCGAAAAGUAUAGGCAGUAACACGAUGCGGUUUGAUACAGAGAUGCACAGAAAAAUUGGGAAUUUUUUCAAUAACGGAUAAUUUUAUUGCUUAAACUAGUCACAUUUUUAAUUGAAAUUACUGGUGUACACCCAUGACUUCAAGUAAAUGGCCGACGGACUUUAUUACCCUUACUCGAAAUCUGAGCAGCAUCUUACAUUGGCCGACCAACAUUAUUGACCAAACUGAAAGAAAUUAUUCGCCAUCUUGUGAUAGGAAUUAUAGUUUAGCACUUUUUAGAGCGUCACGGAAGCUAUUCAGAGCGUCAUGCCACGUCAGACGGCUAUUCUCGUGAAUGACAAAAUCUGACACUGAAAGCCUAUAAUCUUAACUGCGUAGCGAACUGUAUAAUGUCAACCCUGUCGGGGACAAAUGCAACUAGUCUGGCAAUAUAGUCCUUAAUUUUUAAAAAACCACAUGAAUCUCCGCGAAAACCGCAUUGUAAUACUGUCUAUAUUUUUUUAAUUAUUACGUUUUUACUUUUUCUCUUACACAUUUGAAUCACCCAGUAUAUAUAGCUUUCGUCAGUAUGAGAAGUGAAAACUUUGAAAAGCAAGUUUUUUUUUUCUUAUGAGACAACUUGUUUCUAUACUAUAACAUGUUACUAUUAAAUGCAUCUUCUUUUAAAUUUUCAAAAUUAACUUGAAACUUAAGUAUAAACUGAAAUUACUUUUAGUAAAAUAUAUAUACUUCCGAAAUGAAUGUGCGUAAAACAAUAACUAAAUCUUCAAGCUUAUAGUAGUAGACUUUUCUUCAGGAACUUUCGUGUCCCACUCAAUUUUCAAAAAGUUCAUAAAAAUUCAGAAUUCGAAAUUUUGCCUGUAAUGUAGAGAAUAUUUUAAUAGAUAUGUUCUGCAAAUUUCAUUAUGCUAUCAUAACUAAACCACAGCAUACUGAAGGCUAACCAAGUAGAAAAAUAAAAAUAAAAAGCAUUCAAAUAAUAAUUACAACAAAGCAGAUAUUGAUAUGGUAUUCAUCAGCUUUGAAAUAAAAAGUGAUGAGUAGUUUAACACUGCAAAAUACCAAAAGUACUCAAAAUACCAGUUGUGAGUUCAUUUUUAAAUAUAAAAGUAAAAAUUAAUGUGUUUGAAAAUUAAAAUACAUUUUUCAUCGUAAUUUCACAUUAAGUUGAAAUUUGCAUUCUAAUAAUUUUCUUUUCUCUUAAAAAAAAAAAAAAAAAAGGAAAUUUUGAGUUAUCAACUCCAUAAUACAGAUAAAUGGUCAGGAAAUAAUUCUUUUUUAUUCAUUACAAUUAUUUUACUGUUACUUCCUUCACUUUAUUUUUUACAUAGUUUUCAAAUCUAAUGCUUUCGUUCGAAAGACUAUGCAGUAAACCUGCAAAACGAAUCUAAGAGACUUCGAUCUGAAACUAAAAAUUAAUUAUAAGGUUAUAUUCGACAUUAUAACUGUUGAAAGUGUAUAAAUGAGAAAUUUGGGGUUGUAUAUUUGUCUUGUACAUAUAAUUAAUGCCGAACAAUGCGAAAAUAUUCAAUGGGGAAAAAAGUGGACCAGUCUGAACUCACCAAGAAUGUACAAAUUCUGUGAUAAAAUAUCAUUCAGAGAUCAAGUUAAGCCUUUAAAUAUUUUAGUGCCAUUCCUUUCAUGCAAUUUUAAAAACUUCUGAACAAAAUUAUGCUUGUUAUGUUAUGCUCUUGAACUCAUUCAUGCAUACUGUUAUAUUACAAAGUAGAGUAUUUCUUUUAUUGUUAUAUUAUACUAUACAAUGCAAAAAUAAAUUGGCUUACACAAUA
Messenger RNA from Stegodyphus dumicola, 4333 nucleotides. RefSeq names its product tubulin polymerization-promoting protein homolog. Gene Ontology annotation, molecular function: tubulin binding. NCBI's taxonomy places the organism in Eukaryota, Metazoa, Arthropoda, Arachnida, Araneae, Eresidae. Gene Ontology annotation, cellular component: microtubule. The record is from RefSeq and is a predicted model, not a curated record. Gene Ontology annotation, biological process: microtubule bundle formation; microtubule polymerization; positive regulation of protein polymerization.